GUUACAGGAUAGUACACAACAAAGCCGAGGGCCGAGAGACGAAGCGCGAGCCGCAGCACGGGCACCGGAGGAUCAGCACGAGCGCACCGGACCGGUUUAAUGUGAAUCUACAGAGAGAGAGAGAGAGAGAGAGAGAGAGUUCAUCUACAGGGACAGAGCAUCCGAGUGAGAGGAGUCUGGGAUCAACACACACACACACACUCUCACUGCUGUAAACAUGUCGUCUCCGAGUCCGGGGAAGAGGAGAAUGGACACAGACGUGGUGAAGCUCAUCGAGAGUAAACACGAAGUCACGAUUCUCAGCGGACUUAAUGAAUUUGUAGUGAAGUUUUACGGACCACAAGGAACACCGUAUGAGGGAGGUGUAUGGAAGGUGCGAGUAGAUCUUCCAGAUAAAUACCCCUUCAAAUCCCCAUCUAUAGGAUUCAUGAACAAGAUCUUUCAUCCAAACAUCGAUGAAGCAUCUGGGACUGUGUGCUUAGACGUGAUAAAUCAGACAUGGACUGCUCUGUACGACCUCACCAAUAUAUUUGAGUCAUUUUUGCCCCAGCUGCUUGCGUACCCCAACCCCAUCGACCCCCUAAACGGAGACGCUGCAGCCAUGUACUUACACCGGCCAGAGGAGUACAAGCAGAAAAUCAAAGAAUACAUUCAGAAAUAUGCAACAGAGGAGGCUCUGAAGGAGCAGGAGGAGGGAGCGGGCGACUCUUCAUCAGAAAGCUCCAUGUCGGAUUUCUCAGAAGACGAGGCACAGGACAUGGAGUUGUAGUGAACAUGCACCUCUUCUUUAUUCCAGAGACUAUAAUUUCCUAAACAUGAGACGCAGACUAUAAAACUCAUAUUUAAACAAGACAAUUUUUAUAUUAUUAUUAUUAUUAUUAUUAUAAUAAUUAUUAUUAUUAUAAUUAUUAUUAUUAUUAUUAUUAUUAUUAAAUUCAGAAUUUUUAUGGCUAUACCAUUGAUAAGGAUGACCCUCUUUGUGACAUCCCCACCCCUCAAAACACACACACACACACACACACACACACACACACACACACACACCUUGGCCACCUUUCCCCUGCAGCUCUGUAGUUUCAGUACACUCACUUAAGCAGGUCUGUAGACUGGAGGUCAGUUACUGCUGAUGGGAUGUCUUUCUCUCUCACACACACACACACACACACACACACACACAAUAGAUAAAAAAUAGCUUAUUUUGGCAGAACAGCAGCCGUGGGUGUAGGGGUGGGGGGUGGGGGGAGUGUAGACUCUUUUUACUGUUUAGCAGCACAAUCUGACCCGGAGCACCACGACGGCGAGAGCGCGGACCUGACGGGACACAACAUUCAACAUAACAAAUAAAUAUAGAUAUAAAUAUAAAUAUAUAUAGAGAGAGAGAGGUGUGUGUGGGAGAGCUGCAUCCAUAUCCGUCUGAGGUUAGACAUCAGAUAAUCACCAAGUAGGUGUCUAAAUCACACACACACACACACACACCAUCAGCAGUCCAAUCUCAGAAGCAGUGUCUUCACUAGGUCACUUUGGUUGGACUUUUUUCUUUUUGUUGGAGUUUUUCCUUUACUUGUUGCUCAGCCUGCUCUUUGUUGUUGUUUUUGUUUUUUGAUUUCAGCCAUUAAAGAGACGAUUGCACAUCGAA
Molecule: messenger RNA, 1636 nt
Organism: Clarias gariepinus (North African catfish)
Lineage: Eukaryota; Metazoa; Chordata; Actinopteri; Siluriformes; Clariidae
Gene: ube2h
Product: ubiquitin-conjugating enzyme E2H (UBC8 homolog, yeast)
Exons: 7
Coding region: 218-769 (183 amino acids)
Biological process (GO): ubiquitin-dependent protein catabolic process; protein polyubiquitination
Cellular component (GO): nucleus
Molecular function (GO): ubiquitin conjugating enzyme activity
Source: RefSeq, a predicted model, not a curated record